CCCCUGGCUGUAGCUGCUGCGGCCGCUGCCUCCGCUGCCGCUACCGCUGUAGCCGCUGCUGUCGCAGCCGCACUGAGAAGUGCUGUCGGCUCAGUGUUACUGGCCCUAAAGGCCUCCGUGCCAUCUCCUGUCCUCAUGGAUGAACUGCAAGACGUGCAGCUCACAGAGAUCAAACCACUCCUGAACGACAAGAAUGGUACACGAAACUUCCAGGACUUUGACUGUCAGGAGCACGACAUAGAAACAGCUCAUGGCGUGGUUCACGUCACCAUGCGAGGCUCACCAAAAGGGAACAGACCAGUUAUUCUCACUUAUCAUGACAUUGGCCUAAACCAUAAGUCCUGUUUUAAUGCAUUCUUUAACUUUGAAGACAUGCAAGAGAUUACCCAGCAUUUUGCUGUAUGCCAUGUGGAUGCCCCAGGCCAGCAGGAGGGUGCACCCCCUUUCCCAACAGGGUACCAGUACCCUACUAUGGAUGAGCUGGCUGAAAUGCUGCCUGCCGUCUUAACUCAUUUAAGCUUGAAAGGUAUCAUUGGAAUUGGAGUUGGAGCUGGUGCUUAUAUCCUCAGCAGGUUUGCUCUCAAUCAUCCAGAGCUGGUGGAAGGUCUCAUGCUCAUCAAUGUUGACCCCUGUGCUAAAGGUUGGAUUGACUGGGCAGCCUCCAAGUUCUCAGGCUGGACAACUAACAUCGUAGACAUUAUUUUGGCUCACCACUUUGGGCAGGAAGAGUUGCAAGCCAAUCUAGACCUGAUCCAAACAUAUCGACUCCACAUCGCUCAAGAUAUUAACCAAGAAAAUCUACAACUGUUCCUCGGUUCAUAUAAUAGUCGCAGAGAUCUGGAGAUUGAGAGGCCCAUACUGGGCAAUAAUGACAACAGAACAAAAACUUUGAAGUGUCCUACAUUACUGGUGGUAGGAGACAGCUCACCUGCAGUUGAAGCUGUGGUUGAAUGCAACGCUCGCCUGGAUCCUAUGAACACAACUCUACUAAAGAUGGCAGAUUGCGGAGGGUUACCUCAAGUGGUUCAGCCUGGGAAGCUGACCGAAGCCUUCAAAUACUUUGUGCAGGGAAUGGGCUAUAUACCAGCAGCCAGUAUGACGCGGCUUCUGCGAUCACGCACCCACUCCACGUCCAGCAUAGGCUCUGGAGAGAGUGUCUACAGCCGGUCUCUCACCAGCACGCAGUCAGAAGGAACCCCAGGAACCCUUGAGCCAGCUGACAUCCUGGACAGGCCACAGACCAUGGAGGUGUCCUGCUAAGCAGAUGCGCCUCUCCUGGACCCCUCCAAGACCUCCCCCGACUGACCAGCCCCAUAAUAUAGCAUUUCAUCCAGCAAACUGGCAUUUACUGUCCUCACUCAUUGCAUGGUCACUUGUAACCUCUUCAUUAGCCUGGAUUGAUGGUUCUUUUAGCCUUUCUUUUGUACAUACCCAGUGAUCCCCACACGGUCACCAUAACAUUCCAGUCUUAGCAGAUACGUCCUUCCCUGUGCUUUCUCAACUAUUUAUCAGAUAAGAUUCUCUGAUCCUGGUUCUCUAUAUGUGUGUGUGUAUGUGUAUGUGCGUGCGCGUGUGCAUAGUUCUAUGAAUUUAGAAUCGCUUUCUUGUUAAGCUUCUGCAAAGGAAAAAAAAGGGACUUGUUUUUUCCUUUCUGUUUUCAGGGGAGAAAACACAGAAUCAAGUUUGUUUGGCCAGGCCGAUGAGUUUUCUUGUGCUAUGUAGCUCUCAUUUUGGUUCAGUUGGUUUGCAAGCUUACUUGGAUUCAGAGUAGUGCUGAGGAAUGUAAAAGGUCAAAAUGAGUAUUCGUACCUCUCCCUCUUAAGGAUAAAGGGAAACCCUCUUGCACAUAGAGGAAAGGGAGGCCGGCCUGGUGCUUCAGUUCAAAUGAAUCCACAUACACUAUUUAUUCUACAGCCAAAUAAAAAGGGAGCAAAAUAUUCUCCACCGAGAAUCUAUGAGCAGUGGCAGUUCUGAUACAGAGUGGAGUUUUAAACUGCACAUAUGGUUUAAUUGCCAGACUCUUUUGCUGCAGAAAUAUUGAAAGCAAAAUGCAGAGCGCUUCCUCUCCAGGGCCCAAAGAGGCGUGGAGACUCACCUGGCCCUCACCUGCUGCUGCAGGGCAGAAGGGUCUGCCAUUCAAACAACUCAUUAAGAAGCCCUUGUGUGGAUGGUGAGGGGCUCAUCUCAAAAGAAUCCAGUCCAGCUCUUCCCAAAGCGAGCAGGAAGCAGUUCUGUGGAUGAAGGGAGUUCUGUAGGCAUUAUCAUGGUACACUAAUAUCACUGUGUUCUGGCAGACCUUAUGCGAGCUCCAUUAAAAAUGACAUUAAACAAUUGUCUGAAAGAUCCUUUGCCUUGUGAACUCCCUUUUUGUGAGAGGGAAGGUGCCUCCAAGGGAAAGUCUCCACCCGGAUCUCACAUGGAGAGAGCCUCAGUGCCAGGGCCCUGGCCUGGCCUUCUCAGCGACAAACUCUUUGUUUAGUUGGCUCGGUGCUGAGUUGGGGGGUGCAAGGGCUCUUGGGGGUAGAUUGCUCUAAACUGCAGAAAUAGACAAGAAGCCGCUGUGCUAGAGUACAACUUUUUACAAAUUAUUAAAUAAAGCUGUAUAUGUCUCAUUGUUA
This is a messenger RNA of Vombatus ursinus (common wombat), 2618 nucleotides long. It is a transcript of the gene NDRG3, whose product is annotated as NDRG family member 3. The record is from RefSeq and is a predicted model, not a curated record. Gene Ontology annotation, cellular component: cytoplasm. Bases 136 to 1260 code for a protein of 374 amino acids. The transcript has 16 exons. NCBI's taxonomy places the organism in Eukaryota, Metazoa, Chordata, Mammalia, Diprotodontia, Vombatidae. Gene Ontology annotation, biological process: signal transduction.